CGGGAUGCAGCCAGUCAUCGAAAGGAUUCCUUUCCUCACAGCAUGAAAGUGAAAUGAAAUGCAAACCUGAAUGCAACCUGAAAGGUCUAAAUAGAUGAGCUUGUGACAUCCUUUCCCAGAUCCCAGGGAUUCCACAUCCACCAGCUGUACUUCCUCAAUCCGGAACAAUAUUAGCUCCAAACUUAUAUUGCAAAGGAAUACUUUGACUGUUCCAGCUGUCACAGAAAGUAAUUGGGGCCAGCUGGAUGUCAGAAUGAAAGUGGUUACUAUUAUAAUACUACUUUUCUUUUGUAAAGCAGCCUACUUUAGGAAGACAAGGAAUGGGAGUUUGAGAAACAAAGCAAAUAAUGGAAGGACAAACAGCUUAAGAAAAGCAUCUAGUACUGUUAAGCGUUAUGCCCCAGGCCUCCCCUGUGACGUGUAUACCUACCUUCAUGAGAAAUACUUAGAUUGCCAAGAAAGAAAACUGACUUUUGUGUCUCCUGAUUGGCCUGAGGAUUUAAGACACAUGCUGCUAGCAAGAAAUAGGAUUCGCAAACUGAAGAAUAAUAUGUUUUCCAAGUAUAAAACAUUAAAAAGUCUGGAUUUACAACAGAAUGAAAUAUCAAAAAUUGAAAGUGAGGCUUUUUUUGGUUUAAACAAACUUACCACACUCUUACUUCAGCAUAACCAGAUUAAGAUUUUAUCAGAGGAAGUUUUUAUUUAUAUGCCCCUUCUAAACUACCUGCGUCUUUAUGAUAAUCCUUGGCAUUGCACCUGUGAGAUGGAAACUCUUAUUACGAUGUUGCAGGUUCCAACAAACAGGAACUUGGGAAAUUAUGCCAAGUGUGUACACCCAAUAGAACUGAAAGAUCAAAAGCUAAAGCAGAUCAAAGCUGAACGUCUAUGUACUGAAGAGGAAAGACUGGACCCCAAAAAUCUAGCAGCAACAAAGCCUGAAGUUGUCAAACCAGAAUUUGAUUCCUCUCUUUGUCAUAUUUAUGUAUUUCCCAUACAAACAUUGGAUUGCAAAAGAAAAGAGUUAAAGCAAGUUCCUGGGAACAUACCUCCAGAUAUUGUUAAACUCGAUUUAUCUAACAACAAAAUCAAACAACUACGAGCCAAGGAGUUUGAAGAUGUUAAUGAACUGAAGAUAUUAAACCUUAGCAGUAAUGGAAUAGUUUACAUAGAUCCUGCUGCUUUUUCAGGACUCAUUAACUUAGAGGAGCUUGAUUUAUCAAACAACACACUGCAAAAUUUUGAAUACGGAGUAUUAGAAGACCUCUACUUUUUGAAAAUAUUAUGGCUGAGAGAGAACCCUUGGAGAUGUGAUUACAACAUUCAUUACCUUUUCUACUGGUUAGAGCAUCACUACAACGUUCACUACGCUGGCCUAGAAUGCGAAACGCCUGAGGAAUACAAAGGGUGGUAUGUUGGAAAAUAUGUCCGAAGUUAUUAUGAGGAGUGCCCAAAAGACAAGCUGCCAGUUUAUCCAGAAACAUUUGAGCAGGACAAAGAAGAUGAGGAAUGGGAACGACACAAAGAACAAUCAGUUCAAACAGUAAAGAAGCAUGGUGUAAUUGUCACUGUAAUAGGAUAA
Messenger RNA from Mauremys reevesii (Reeves's turtle), 1579 nucleotides. It is a transcript of the gene LRRC17, whose product is annotated as leucine rich repeat containing 17. Gene Ontology annotation, cellular component: plasma membrane. Gene Ontology annotation, molecular function: protein binding. NCBI's taxonomy places the organism in Eukaryota, Metazoa, Chordata, Testudines, Geoemydidae. The record is from RefSeq and is a predicted model, not a curated record. The coding region runs from base 254 to 1579 and encodes 441 amino acids. The transcript has 4 exons.